Molecule: messenger RNA, 768 nt
Organism: Babesia microti strain RI
Lineage: Eukaryota; Apicomplexa; Aconoidasida; Piroplasmida; Babesiidae
Product: tripartite motif protein, putative
Exons: 1
Coding region: 1-768 (255 amino acids)
Molecular function (GO): zinc ion binding
Source: RefSeq, a predicted model, not a curated record
AUGUCCGAUAGUUUUAGAGAGGUUGCCAGAGAAGUUGAAAGGUUAGAAUGGGCAGACAGUGAGUCAUCCCUGGCAAUUUUGGAAAACUUUCGAUGUCCAAACCAUUACAAAUUGCCCAUACAAUAUUUCUGUUUGGACUGUUUGAUCCCUUGUGUGUGUAGCGAAUGCGCACUGUCAAGACACUCUAAUUGUAACGUCAAAACGCUACCGGAGGCCUUUUCAACUGUACUACAUGAGUAUGUACGCAAAUGGGCUGCUAAACUAUCUGCUAGAAAACAGAAUUUGGAAACUACCUUCCUAGAUCUAUUGGAGGAUAGGAAGGUAGAGUGGAGCGAGAAGCUGCAAAUUGCAAAAUUGCAAGUUUCAAAGAGUAAUUCACAAAUGACUCAAACUAUCAUGGAAUCAAAGGACAAAAUAACCAAUUUAUUCACUAAUAAGAUCACCGACUUUAUAUCGCAAUGUAAGAAGGAUGAGGACUUGACACUGAAUUUAACUAAACACUUACGAGACAAUGCAAGUAUGCUGAGAGACAGAACUUCUGGUAAAUAUAACGAUAUAGAAUUAUUAACAUUUUUUAACCAGAACGCAGAGAUGUUGAGGCGAAUUCUUUCAGGCCGUGAUGCCCAGUCAUCGUAUCUGAGAUUGGUACAAACGCCAUCGCAACGCGAGAGUGAACUUAAACGUAUAACAGCUCAGUUGGACAAUAUCCAAAGCACACUUGAAGAUGUUAGUGAAUUUGUUAAAAAUGCUACCACUUGUGUCAACUAA